AUGUUACCCUCAGAAACGGAUAUUGCGAACUUCAUUGCUUUUGCGCCCGAGGCGGAUGAGGGAAAGGCCUUCGUGUUCCUCGAGGGCUCCAAUUCGGUUGAAGAAGCUGUCACCCAGUUUUACGAGAACCCCGAUAAAUAUUCGGAAUCCGCAGCUGCAGUGUCUAGCAUGUCCAGCAUGUCCACUCCAAUGGCCAGUGCCAGUGAUGCCAAGGAGGCCAAGACGCCUAUCUACUCUCCCCCGCCAUAUGCCCCACCUCCUGAGACGACGAGGACCAUGCAGCAGCAUCGACCUCAUACAAAUCCAGUUAUCCAAGCUGGUCAUGUCCGUGCUCGUGAUGAGCAAGAGAUGCAGAACCUGUUACAAAGCGUUCAAAUGGCUAAUGGUAUCUACAAUAGCGAUAUUGAGCCAGAGCAUGAAUUUGAUGGCUAUUGCAACUGUGCAGUACAUCAGUAUAAGUAUAGGAAGAUGGCUCGGCUUGACGUUCAGAAAAUGUGGUCAAAGGCGGUUUUAUAUCCGGGAGAAAAGGCCUACCAUGACUGCUACCAAGCGAGCCUAUUUACCAACAACCCUUACAGAUACCGUAUCGUCUCACCGUAUGGAAACUUCAUCUUUUCCUCCUACUAUGUUCAGAAGCCUAGCCCCAGUUACUAUGCUUCGUCCGUUCACCAGACUAUAGCGCUGAAUGCAGCUCUCAAUCAGGAAGCACAGUCCUCCAUUGAUGCCAAAGAACCACGGAUCAACAUCUGGAAUAUCGAGCAAUUAGAAUCCUCAAUGUCCAAGAUGACUCUCGCCACAGAUUCAUCAAGCCAAGCUGAUGAGGAGGAGGAGCCACCGGUCGAAAAAGGUAGCGCUGAAAAGGGUGGCCUCGAAAAGAGCUCUGCCGGAAAGCGUCAAAGUAUGGCUGGUUCUGUCGCAAACAGCAAGACGGAAGGUUCAAAACCAUCAAGGUUUGCAACCUUGAAAAAGGCCGUUGGUAUGAAGUCGCCCGAGGAAAAGGCAGUUGCUAGGACACAAAAGAUGGGUGCUAGCGGCCGAGUGUUGCGAAAUGCUAUCCUAGAAGAAGAGCAGGGUCGAUGGCCAACACUGGAAUGGCGACAGAUCGUUGCGACCUACCAAGAAAAGGUUGGCAUGACGCAGAAGAUAGCCCACCUUCGAGCCCAUCAACCUACUCAGUACCUGCACCUACUUCGUGCUGGAUACUUCGAGCCCAUUCCAGUAGCGUGGGCAAACCUUGCUUCCAAUCCUCUAAAAUUUAGCAUUGAAGCCGCAGCUGGAUGGCGGGGAAUCACCCCAGCUUGGAGAGGAUAUGAAGAUACGGCCGAGGAACGCUUGUAUUGGGUUUUGAAUCACAGAGAAGGAGGAGCGGGAGUCAGGAUAAAGCCGGACAUAAUCUCUACGAUGAACAUGGCUCGUGCCAGGAUGGCUUCUGCGGUUGAACCACCCCCUGCUUACUACUCCCCUAAUGAUAUCUGCCAUGUGCAACAUACAUCCGAGGGCUACUCAAAGCAGGUCAUGCCCGCUCCUUUCAUACCCUUUGAUGCGCCUGAAGUCUCUACGGACGAUACCAUGAUCCUGCUGGAUGUUUCCGGAUCCAUGGACUUUGUUCCUGUACGACCAGUCUAUAACCAGUAUCUCAUUACAGGCUAUACCAAAUCCACCCAGCCAAAAAACAAAGAUGUCGCCAAAGCCAUCAUCCGUCGCUUUACCGACGCAAUGGCCAACCACGAUCAUAACUUCAGAGGUUACGAUUUUACCACCUUUGCUAAUCAAGCUAAGUACAUUGGCGUCGUCAACCACCAAAACCUCGACGCAAUGUGGCAAAAUGUCAGAAUCGGUGGAGGAACCCGAGUGAUGACUGGAUGGCAAAAGAUCAAGGAUCUCCAUUUCCAAAAGCAUUCUGAGUCAGCUACCCAUCAUCCAGUAUAUGGUUGGCAAGCCGGUCCACGCACUCCUAUGCUGAGAAUGCUUCUCUUGCUUGAUGGCGAAGCGACCGAUAUGGAUGAGUUUGAACUUGAUCUGCUUGGUCUAUCCUGGGUACACGUGACAAUAUUUUUGAUUGGCGUUGAUGGAUGUCCGCAUCAUCAUCGCCAUGCCAAUGAGCUACAGCGGAUUAGUCAAGUCAAUCAUCACGUCUCAUUUGUUGAUGCACAGGGGAAUACACCGGAACGUUUUGUUACGCAUGAGCUGCUCAAGCGGCAUCUGGGAUAUGAGGUUACGAUGUCUGAAUUCGAGGAGCUGGAACAACCGCCACCAUACGCUGGAUAA
This is a messenger RNA of Lachnellula hyalina, 2268 nucleotides long. RefSeq lists its product as uncharacterized. Lineage: Eukaryota; Fungi; Ascomycota; Leotiomycetes; Helotiales; Lachnaceae. The record is from RefSeq and is a predicted model, not a curated record. The transcript has 4 exons. Bases 1 to 2268 code for a protein of 755 amino acids.